CCUUGCUCCGCCUUCCCAUCCUUUAAUGGACUCUCUGGGCAGCUAUGGUGCUGCCAGGACCUGGGGGGCUGAGGCCCCGCCCUCUCCUUUCUCAGCCAAUCAGCGUGUACCGGGAUGGCUAGCCGGGGUCCGUGCGCAGGGAUAGCAACUGGCGCGGGCUGUGGGGGAAGGAGUUGGGCUUCGGCCGGGUUUAGUCUGCUCGGGCGGGGCAGCAGGGAGUGAGUAGAGCCGAGCCGGCGCAGGACAGACCGAGCGCUCCCCUUAGAGCGGCCGGUCCCGCUGGCAUAAUCCGCGUCCCCGCCAUGAUCCCCUCCGGCCGCCUGUGAAGGGUCCCGGCGAGCUGAAGUCUGCGAGGGGCUGCGGGCGGCAGCAGGAUCCCACCCGGCGAGCUGCGCUCUGCGCCUUCCCUUCCCCCCGCUGGCUCUGAGUAGAGAGGCUGGUUCCGCUUGGCGAGGGUGCGACCCGUUGGAGCUGGCGCCUCGGUGCGUUCGGGGCUGCCCGGAGAGCGCUGCCAGGCUACAGCUCACCGGCGCCUCGGGCAGUGUUUUGUUGCUUGUAAUUGCUGGCAAGUUUGACGCUGCUGGACAGUGAGGUCUGAGACCCCCUUCGACCAGGCCAUGAGGAGCAGGAGUAACUCCGGGGUGAGGCUGGAUGGCUAUGCCAGGCUGCUGCAGCAGACCAUCCUCUGUCACCAGGACCCGGUGACAGGAUUGCUCCCAGCCAGCUGUGAUCACAAAGAUGCCUGGGUCCGGGAUAACGUCUACAGUGUGCUGUCCGUGUGGGGCCUGGGCUUGGCGUACCGCAAAAAUGCAGACCGUGAUGAGGACAAGGCAAAGGCAUACGAGCUGGAGCAGAGUGUAGUGAAACUGAUGCGGGGAUUGCUGCAGUGCAUGAUGAGACAGGUGGAUAAGGUGGAGGCAUUCAAGCACAGCCAGAGCCCAAAGGACUGUUUCCAUGCCAAGUACAACACCCACACCUGUGCCACUGUCGUUGGAGAUGACCAGUGGGGUCACUUGCAGUUAGAUGCCACAUCAAUUUACCUGCUCAUGUUGGCACAAAUGACAGCCUCUGGGCUUCACAUUAUCUACAGUCUGGACGAAGUCAAUUUCAUACAGAACGUUGUGUUUUACAUCGAAGCAGCGUAUAAAACUGCAGACUUCGGGAUAUGGGAACGUGGAGACAAGACAAACCAAGGAAUCACGGAGCUGAACGUGAGCUCAAUCGGCAUGGCUAAGGCAGCCCUCGAAGCCCUGGAUGAACUUGAUCUCUUUGGUGCCAAAGGAGGCCCUCAGUCAGUGAUCCAUGUCCUGACAGACGAGGUGCAGCAUUGCCAGUCUAUUCUCCAUUCCAUGCUGCCAAGGGCUUCGACUUCCAAGGAGAUUGAUGCCAGCCUCCUCUCAGUCAUCUCGUACCCUGCCUUUGCCGUGGAGGACAGUGAGCUGGUGGAGAUAACUAAGCAAGAAAUCAUUACAAAGUUGCAGGGGCGUUAUGGCUGCUGCCGGUUUCUCCGAGAUGGGUACAGGACCCCUAGAGAGGACCCAAAUCGCCUCUAUUAUGAGCCUGCUGAGCUGAAGCUCUUUGAGAACAUUGAGUGCGAGUGGCCUUUGUUCUGGACCUACUUCAUUAUUGAUGGGAUCUUCAGCGGCAACGUAGAGCAGGUCCAGGAGUACAGGGAGGCCCUCGAAGGCGUGCUCAUCAAGGGGAAGAAUGGAGUUCGCCUGGUGCCAGAGCUGUACAGUGUCCCUCCCAAUAAGAUGGAUGAGGAGUAUGUGAAUCCCCACACUGUUGACCGAAUCCCUAUGGGCAAGCUGCCCCACAUGUGGGGCCAGUCUCUCUACAUCCUGGGGUGCCUGAUGGCAGAGGGAUUUCUGGCUCCAGGUGAAAUUGAUCCCCUGAAUCGUAGAUUUGCUACUGUCCCAAAGCCGGAUGUGGUAGUCCAAGUGUGCAUCCUAGCAGAGACAGACGGCAUCAAGGCCAUCCUGAAGAAGCAGGGCAUUGAGGUGGAGACAGUGGCUGACGUCUACCCCAUCAGAGUGCAGCCGGCCCGGAUCCUCAGCCACAUCUAUGCUAGAUUAGGUCGCAAUAAGCGAAUGAACUUGAGUGGACGACCCUUCCGGUACAUGGGAGUCCUAGGCACAUCCAAGCUCUAUGACAUCAGAAAGAACAUCUUCACCUUUACACCCCAGUUCAUCGAUCAGCAGCAGUUCUACUUGGCUCUGGACAACAAGAUGAUCGUUGAGAUGCUGCGGACAGACCUCUCCUACCUGUGCAGCCGCUGGAGGAUGACUGGACGGCCGACAAUCACCUUCCCCAUCUCACAAACCAUGCUUGAUGAAACUGGAACCAGCAUCCACCCGACGGUACUGGCAAUGCUGAGGAAGCUGCAGGACGGGUAUUUUGGUGGGGCGAGGACCCAAACGGGUAAGUUGUCUGAGUUCCUGACAACUUCGUGUUGCACACACCUCAGCUUCAUGGAUCCCGGGCCAGAGGGUAAGCUCUAUGCUGAUGAUUACGGGCUCAGCAUUGACAGCUACAGUGAGCUCAAUCCCGAGGAGUGGCUGCAUGGCUUUCAAUUAGCGGAUGAUGCUGACGUUUGUGAUGAAGUGGCUCAGUAUUUAGAUCACCUUUUGGAGCACACAGCUCCCAAGGCUGCCCAGAAGGGAGGGCUGCAUCGCUUCCGAGCCGCAGUGCACACCACUCGUGACCUCAUGUCCCUGGUGUCCCAGGCCAAAGAGCUGCACGUACAAAAUGUCAACAUGUACAUCCCGUCCAAGCUGUUCCAGGCCUCCCAGCCUUCAGUGCACUUGCUGGGCUCCACCCACACACCCGAACAGGACAGCCAGAUUCCCUCGCUCCACACCCUGGUAAAUCUUCCUCGAGACAAGGCUGGAAACGUGGACUGCAAGGCCCUGGUGGAUCAGCUGCGAGAGUGCCCCACCCUACAGGAGCAGGCUGACCUUCUUUACAUGCUUCACACCCUCAAGGGGCUUGACUGGGACACGGAGAUCGAUGGUCAACCUGGUGCUACGGUCAAGGACCUCCUCACUGAGCUAUAUGUCAACGUGGGGGCUACCCAACAGUGGGCCCUGAUCCGCUACAUCUCUGGGAUCUUGAAAAAGAAGGUGGAAGCUCUCGAUGAGGCCUGCACUGACCUCCUGUCUCAUCAGAAGCACUUGACAGUGGGGCUGCCUCCAGAGCCUCGGGAGAAGACGAUCUCUGCCCCUGUCCCGUAUGAGGAGCUCACCCACCUGAUUGACGAAGCCAGUGAGAAGAACAUGAGCGUCUCGAUCCUGACUCAGGAAAUCAUGGUCUACCUGGCCAUGUACAUGCGUACGCAGCCCGCCCUCUUUGCUGAGAUGUUCCGCCUUCGCAUUGGGCUCAUCAUCCAGGUGAUGGCAACGGAGCUGGCACACUCCUUGCACUGCUCAGCUGAAGAAGCCACCGAGAGCUUGAUGAACCUCAGUCCUUCAGAUAUGAAGAGUCUUCUACACCACAUUCUCUCUGGCAAGGAGUUUGGAGUGGAGAAGAGCGUGCAUUCUGUUGAUUCAGCCCUAACCCCCGCUAUUUCCAUCCGCGAGGUUGGUGCCGUCGGAGCGACUAAAACAGAGCGAGCUGGGAUAGUGAAGCUAAAGAGUGAGAUCAAACAGCAACUGGAUAAACAUAGGCAGUCUCUGAGGGAGAGUAAGUCCUGUGACUUCCACUCUCUGGAGAUGGAUUCAGGAUCUCCUCUGAGUUCUGGACGCUCCAUCUUGCCUGCUGGGGGAUCCUUCGCUAGCAUGCUGGAAGAUCGGGUCUCCAGAGACGGCCGCCAUGGCCAGUGGCAGCGGAGAAGGCGGCUGGACGGAGCGCUCAACAGAGUCCCGGUGGGCUUCUACCAGAAGGUCUGGAAAAUCCUGCAGAAGUGCCAUGGCCUCUCUGUGGAGGGCUUUGUCCUUCCAGCCUCAACAACCAAAGAGAUGACUCCUGGGGAGAUCAAGUUUUCAGUCCAUGUGGAGUCCGUCUUGAACCGUGUUCCACAGCCAGAAUACAGGCAGCUCCUGGUAGAAGCCAUCCUUGUCCUGACCAUGCUGGCAGAUGUGGAAAUACACAGCAUUGGGGGCAUCAUUGCAGUGGAAAAGAUUGUACACAUAGCAAAUGACUUAUUCUGUGAAGAACAGAAAGCACUGGGCGCUGAUGACAACAUGCUGGAGAAAGAUCCCGCCACAGGCAUCUGUACCUUGCUGUAUGACAGUGCCCCUAGUGGCAGGUUUGGCACCAUGACCUACCUCUCCAGAGCAGUGGCAACAUAUGUGGAGGAGUUCCUCCCCAGCAGUGGCUGUACCAUGCAAUAGACCCAUUUGGGCUUGCAGCUGGAGUUUACAAACUGCCUUGGAUUACCUUUUAGGAGUCAAAGGCAGGCGUUAAGCUAGCUUGCUGGUAGACUGUCUCCAUGCCAUGACAACUUGUUGAAUUCAGGGGUGGAACCUACCAUUUCCUAGCUUCACCCUGGGGAAAAAAACACUCUGCUGCAAUAACUGUUCUUAGCAGGGGAGCAUGUCUCUGCUGAUGCCAAGUGAUGUUUCAGGAGAGCAUGUUUGUGUGAUUAAACCAUGGCUGUGUUUGCAUACAGCCAUCCCAGCUCUUCCCUGACACUGAACCCAGGACCGGAUUCACAUGUGAGAGGCCUGUGCUGAGGGUCCCAGGGUUUGAUCCCUGCUUGGCUCUGGGGUGUCUGUAUGUGCAUUACAAGUCAAAGCUUGGGGUAGGUUUCACUCAGUGAGGUGGUGAAUGGGGGAGGGCUCUGCAGAUGCACACUAUGGUGCUCAGGCUGGUCUCACCUCACUGGUUUCCCUCUAUUGUGUUUUGGGUUUUGAACAGGCUCUUGCUGCUCUAGCCCCAAAUGUGUGUUGAAUUUUGAAGGAGGGUUUUAUAAACUGAACAGUAGCUUACCCUGUUGUCGUAGGGGCUUGGGCCCAGAGCAGACCCUGCUGGCAUUAACUCGCUGAGCAACGUAAACCUAGUCCCUGCCCGUUAGUCCCACGGGCUUCUUCCCACAGUGCAGUCUGGACCCAUUGGCGCCGACUCCAUGGGUCCUCCAGGGCUGGAGCACCCACAGGGAAAAAUUGGUGGGUGCUCUGCACCCACUGGCAGCUCCCCACCCCGACCCAGGUCGCCUCCACCUCCACUCUGCCUCCUCUCCUGAGCACGCCGCCGCGUCCUGCUUCUCCCCCCAUCCCUCCCAGCACUUGCCCCGGGCAAGUCUGGGAAGGAGGGGGAACGUGGCGCACUUGGGGGAGGAGGCGGGGCUGGGAUGGGGAUU
Molecule: messenger RNA, 5299 nt
Organism: Malaclemys terrapin pileata
Lineage: Eukaryota; Metazoa; Chordata; Testudines; Emydidae
Gene: PHKA1
Product: phosphorylase kinase regulatory subunit alpha 1
Exons: 33
Coding region: 618-4331 (1237 amino acids)
Biological process (GO): glycogen metabolic process
Cellular component (GO): phosphorylase kinase complex
Molecular function (GO): calmodulin binding
Source: RefSeq, a predicted model, not a curated record